Molecule: messenger RNA, 375 nt
Organism: Penicillium nucicola
Lineage: Eukaryota; Fungi; Ascomycota; Eurotiomycetes; Eurotiales; Aspergillaceae
Exons: 2
Coding region: 1-375 (124 amino acids)
Source: RefSeq, a predicted model, not a curated record
AUGUCUGGCAAGCACUGUUAUCUCGGUGUUUAUGACAUUUCCAUUUCAGGAACCAGUGACAUCUUUCUUAUCACCCAAGCUCACAGUGAAGAUGAGAUUUCUGGUGCUGUUGCGGAGUUGGAAAGGCAAAAGCAGGACACUAGCACAAUACGUGUGUACAUCGAUGAAAUAUGCGACAGACCUGUAUUUCAGGAACUGCUCCAGAACUACUACAGUUGCAACUUUGGAGUCGAUCCGAAGCUGAAAUCCUACCGAACGGGAUUUAAUGGGCUGAUGUCUCUGUGGAAGUCUAACGCCAACCAUGUAUGUUCUGAUAUCGUGCAAGCCAAGCUUGUCGAAGCAACGAGAUUUAGGUCUCACAGCUUCCAGGCAUAG